AUGUUGGACAGGAGGAUCACAUCCCUGCUCUCAGUGCUGCUGUGUGUGUCGCUGGCGUCGGUGUCGGCCUUCGUGGAGGAGCUGGACGAUUCCUUCAUGGAGACGAGAGGAGCAGACGACAUCUGGCUCAUUAAAUUCUACGCCCCCUGGUGCACCUUCUGCAAACAGCUGGAUCCUGUUUGGCAUCAGAUCGGAUCAGAACUGAAGAGUCUCGGUUCUCCGGUCAACGUCGGCAAAUCAGAUGCCACCGCCAGCACUGGUUUGGCCAAAGAGUUCAGGGUCAGAGGUUAUCCAGCCAUCCUCAUGUUGAAGAAAGACGUGAAAUAUAAUUAUUCAGGACCGAGAACCAAAGAUGGAAUCAUGGACUUUGCUCAUCGAGUUGGAGGGCCGCUGGUUCGAUCUCUGAGAAGUUUGGAGCUUUUCCAACACGCCAUGACUCGCCAUGAUGUCAUGUUUGUUUAUGUUGGAGCCACAUCACAGCUGAAGGGAAACUACACGUCUGCUGCUGAGGAGCUGAUCGUCCACACCUACUUCUUCUCUGCUACCAGAGACGUCCUGCCAAAGGCCAUCUCUCUGCCCUCUCUGCCGGCUGUGGUGGUGUUAAAAGAUGGGACCUACUUCACCUACGAUGAGGAACAUGACGGGGAUCUGAAGAUGUGGAUCAACAGAGAACGUUUCCCAAACUACUUCAAGAUUGACAGCUACACUCUGUAUGCCAUGGGAGAGUCAGGUAAACUGGUGAUGUUAGCGCUGGUGGAGGAGAAGAACCUGUGUGACGAAAGUCUGAGGUAUAAAGGUCUGGUGGAGAAAGUGGCUGCAGAGCACAGAGAGACCUACAGCAGAAACUUCUACUUCGGCUUCAUGGAAGGCAGCGACUACAUCAACGGACUGGUGAUGGGCGAGGUGAUCGUGCCAUCGUUCAUCGUGGUUAAUCUGUCCAAUGACGGCUACUUCCUGCCGCCGGGCGCCGUGGAGACGGAACACCACCUGCUGGACUUCUUGAACGGGGUUCUGGACGGCAGCAUCCAGUGUCAGGGAGGAAAUGGUGUUGUUCAGCGCAUCGGACGCUUCGUUUAUGAUACCAAAGUCACGCUAACUCCGGUGUUCAGCCAGGCUCCACUGCUCGGCUGCUUCCUGGUUGGCUUCCCUCUUGCCAUCGCUGCCGUCUUCUGUUACCUGUGCUGCAAAGCCCGACCCAAAAUUGGCGACGACGAUGACGAAGACGGCGUCGCGCUGUUAGCACCGUCACUGCAGCGCCGCAAAGAAAGCGCCAACAAGAAGACUGACUAAUGACGUAAGAGAAGGACUGCACUGAUCCAGACUUAGACCCAGAGCACGUGACCGUCCAUCACAG
Toxotes jaculatrix (banded archerfish) is the source of this 1354-nucleotide messenger RNA. RefSeq names its product protein disulfide-isomerase TMX3-like. The coding region runs from base 1 to 1290 and encodes 429 amino acids. Gene Ontology annotation, cellular component: endoplasmic reticulum. Gene Ontology annotation, molecular function: protein disulfide isomerase activity. The record is from RefSeq and is a predicted model, not a curated record. The transcript has 16 exons. Gene Ontology annotation, biological process: peptidyl-cysteine oxidation. NCBI's taxonomy places the organism in Eukaryota, Metazoa, Chordata, Actinopteri, Toxotidae.